This is a messenger RNA of Spodoptera littoralis (African cotton leafworm), 4419 nucleotides long. NCBI's taxonomy places the organism in Eukaryota, Metazoa, Arthropoda, Insecta, Lepidoptera, Noctuidae. The record is from the annotation of a GenBank genome assembly.
AUGCCAGAAAUAGGGCCGAUGAUGCGCGCACUCGAGCUGCAGAGGCUGAUAGAGGACAAAGUGGCCGAAUGGCGCGAAAGGUCAGCGAGGGUCGCCGGAGCAACCGUAGCCGACGCUUAUCAACAGCCACUCAACUUCAAACGACACACAUAUAGACGUAAGAACAACGCUGAAAUAAACAGAAUUAUCGCAAAGUACUCAAAGCCCACUAAGAGAGCAGACGAACCCUAUUCGAUAGCGCGUGUCAUUUCGGAAACGUCCCCAAAACGCCCACCGAGAUCUAAGAAAUUAACAAACACAAAAGUGUUGUCUAAAAGUGAAGAUAAUCUGGCAAGCAUCGGCGAAAUGGAGGUCGAAACGGAACCAAAACAAGAAACGAAGUCUUACUUCACACUAUCCAAGUACAACACCAAAAGUUGUGAAGAUGUCACAGCGUUCGUUGAUAUACAUCACCAUGUGAAAAGUAAAAAUUUCGAACAGAAUAGUAUUUUAAAUGCCAAAACAGUCGUGCCAAAUCGAAGACCUAAGCUGCAUAGUAUUUGUGAAGGUGUUACGGACAUUUCGGAGUUCUCGGACAGUGGUUUAGAAUGUGGUGAUACGUCUUUUGUUACAUCAACGCCUCUGUCUAAAAGAAAAACGUGUCCUCCUGGUGGAUCAGUGUCAACAUUAAAUUUUGAAAGGGUUACCAAAAAACCCAACAGUGUUAGUGAGAUGCGAAAAGGUGUGUCUGAACCGAAUAUCCUUAGUGCAGAUGCUAGUGAAAGUGGAAGUUCAAAGACUAUUGAUUUUAGAAAGCGCUGGAAAAUGUUAAAGCCACCUUUUAAAAAAGGGGCUUUCGAUUGUUUACUGUUAUGGCGUGGGAAGAAACAAAACCCGACGACAGAGAACAACACCCGGAGAAUACAAGAAGUAGACGACAGUUUCUUCGAAAAGUUUGGAUCUAUUCUAAAGCAAGCUUCUCAAAAAGCCGCUUUAGAGGAAUCGACACCUUUAGCACCUCUGAAGGAGGUUGAAGAACAAGAUGGGGAGCAAAAAGUUGAACAGGACUCUAAGAGCAUCUUAAGGGAUUCUGAUAGUGGCAAUGAGACCCUGCUGGACACUGAUUCUGAACCAGAGGAACAUGAUAAAAUAGAUCGCUAUGUCGAGGCGGUCGGCUGGAACGUCGAUGAACUUUAUUUGGAAGUACUUUACGAGAUCCUGCACAAUGUCGGGGGAUGUGACGUAGGGUGCGAAGUCGGACAGCUUGCUAUGCUGUCCUACAUACAAGAAGCCUUCAAAAUAGCUAAUGACAAACACACAGAACUGCUCACACAAGCUGAAGCGAAGGAACCACCGGAGUUGAUGCUCAAUGUGGAAGUGGUUGAAGCCAAAGAGUUGGUUCCUAAAGACCCGAAUGGUCUAAGUGAUCCUUUCGUCACAAUAUAUUUGAUGUCAAACCCGUCACAUAGGUACAACACCUCAGUCAAGUCGGGAACUCUUAACCCGUCAUGGGAGGAACAUUUUUCUUUGCCAAUGCCAGGAAGUGUGCAAGAAGAUUCCCUUGUGUUGGAAGUGUGGGACUUUGACCCCGCGGAGACUGUGAAGGAGAAAAUGACAAAGAUAUUUGAAGUUAAAGGAGUGAAGGGGCUCAGGAAGCUUAUGAAGGAGAUAGCUAUCACUGCUUCUACAGGGAAGCAUGAUAAUGAACUAAUUGGGACAUCUAAUAUUCCACUCAAAUCAAUUCCCGCCGGAGGGAUGAACAUGUGGUACAGUCUUAGCAAGAAGAGCAAGCUAAGACGACAGGGCGUUGUCAAAGUACGGCUCAACUUUUCUUCAGAGAAGAAUUCCCAAGUAGCAGCUCAAGAACACAGGCACCUCCUCAGGAUCAUACUCCUACAUGAGCUCGAAAACUCAAAGGUGGCACCAUACUGGUGGUGCGGCAACUACAGCGCAGCAGCGGAAGCCAUCUUGACACAGCACGUGGCGCAGAGCGGCCUCAGCGCCACCGACAACUGUCUGGCGCAGUGGGCAGUCUACUGCGCCGUCACCACAGACCAUCCGCUCAGCUUCGCACUCUUCAACACCUUGCUCGAUAAAAUCACCAAGCCCUUACAAUCGGGUCUAAUUAAUGAAGAGGACGUCAAGCUGUUCUGGGAUGGCGCGCGGAAACUUCUCCCAACAUGCUACAGUCACAUUAGGAAACUAAGGAAGAAGACUGCUGGCGACAAAACUGUCAUGAAGACGCUCAAAGAAGUUCUCAAAAUUCUAUACAAGUUGUCCGUGUUAGAUGCUCCGGAGAGUUUGGACUUGUUCCCAGUGAAUCUGUAUGGAUGGCUGCGGGAUGAUAAGGAAAAGUUAACGAUUCACAUGGUGCUGGAGCAGGCUGUGAUACAGGGUGCUUCGGAUUGGUUCGUCCACAUACUGGACAACAACGAGUGCAAGGACAACACGGAGGACACGAGGCUACAACAUCUGAUCAGAGUCAUACAGUUAGUUCGAUCAGAUCUGCAGCGAGCCGUCGAGUAUUACGACAGAUUGUUUGUUGAAGUCAUGGGCUUCCCAUAUUCUAAGGCUUUGUACGGGUUGUAUGAAAGCAAGUUGGCGUCGUUGGUGGAGUCCGAGGUGGUGGAUGUUUGUAAGAGUUUGAAGAGGUUGCGAUACAGCGAGGGGUCAACUACCACUCUGGCUGGAGGCAUCAAUGGAGAGACCGGACUAGGGGCCUCCGCCGUCGGCUCAGAACCCCUGACUAUGGGAACUACUUUGUUUGAGCUGUACCUCACUCUGCAAAGGUUUUUAACAUUGGGCCAAGGGCUGAACGAGACUGACUGGCAAUCAUACGCCAUAUCAAAAUUCCACGCGUGGUUCUUUGGGGGCGUGGCCCAGUGGUUGGACAUCGCCGCAUACAAGGCACUCACGCGCAUCGAGAAGGCCGUGGACCUUGAUACUUUGGCCCCAGUGGACACCAACGUCAAGUACAGUAGCUCCGGAGUCGAUACCCUGGCGAUAUUCUACCAGAUCAAGAUAUUCUGGCAACAACUCGCAUGGCCCGAUGUCGAAGGCUGCUACACAUUUGUAGCCAAAAUUAUUGAUGACAUCUGCCGCUGUUGCGUAUUCUAUUCGGACAAGAUGGCGAGUCGUGUGGACAACGUGGGACUAGUGAGCAAUGUGUUCGAGGAGCGGUUUGAAGUGACCACAGACUGGUGCGUCGCCAUCAACAACAUCGACUACGUGCGCCAGAGUCUCACGCCCUUCGUCCACGAGCUCGGUAUGGAGGAAAUCAUACAGAAGAUGUGUGAAGCUCGCUCUCCUGUGGAAGCACAGAGAUGUAAGGAGACACUUCAGAACGUCAUCGCAAAUGCGAUAGAUACUGUAAGAAAUAAAAUUGUGGAUCUUUUGGAAAUCAUGGUUAGAAAGAUGAUGCCAUCCAUCACACGUUUCUUGAUGGAAGGAGCGGAACUCUUGCAUCAAGACUGUUCGAGCAUGGACCGCGUUAUGCGCUAUUUAGAAGCAAACUUGGACACUUUGUACCAACACUUGAACAACGAAAACUUCUCCAGAACACUGGAGAUUGUAUGGGAACAAUUGGGUGAAGUGCUUUACGAACUCAUUCAAGCUAAUUUGGAGCACCGAAGGGCAAAGAUAACUCGGUAUAUCGACCCGCGACGCUUGAGCAAAUCGGCAGCCGCCAGCCUCGACGCGAAACGGCGUCCGCCAUCAUUCUUCUCGAAUCUUCACGAAUGUCUUAAAAUAAUGAUACGAUCGUUCCGCCAAGACAAUAAAGACACUUAUUCAUCGGAAACUUUGAAACGUGUAGAGUAUUUAUUGAAAUUACAUGGCAUGGAGACUAGAGAACUCAUUCAUCAGUUCCAUUUAGAAAGGUGGCAAGAACAACAGACUAUACAGGAGCCUAAGAUGGGCAUGCUAACUGUUAGAGCGCAAUUCGUAGAUGACAAUUUAAAGAUUGAGAUUAUGAAUGCAAGGAAUUUGACUCCGGCUGACUCAAACGGUCUCUGCGAUUCGUACGUUCGAGUGGCCUUACUCCCUGAAGAUUCUUUCGCCAACGUACAGAAGCCAAAAACACAAACUCAUAACAAGAAUUUGUUCCCGCUAUAUGAUGAAAUAUUCCAAAUCCCCCUAACACCAGAGCAGCGGCGACUGACAGACGGUCUGAUCCACUUAGUGGUCAAGGACAAGGAUAUGUUCAGCGUGAGCAACACGUUCGUGGGCGAAGCAUACUUACACUUCAGCGAGGUGCCAGACACGCCCGCACCCAUCUCCAGUCUGCCGCAGCAGUUACUGCCGCUCUCCAGACCUACUAGUAUAGAUGGCGAAGCAAUCAAAGCUCUAGAAACUCGGCAAGGUGACAGACAAGCUCGAGACUUCGUUAAGAAACAAAGAGCUAAGUUCCCGAGCACAAAGCAAUUCUUCUCUCUUGGCUGA